AUGGAUGAGUAUUCUCGUGUCAAAUCUACAAAACUAGUUUUAAAAGGACAGAACAGGGGAAAGAAGAGAAAGAACAAGGAUAAGAAAAGAAAAGCAGAAGACGGCGCAGACAAACUGGAUAUUGUUGGUGGCUGGUGGGCAGUCAAGCGAUUUGGGGAAAUCACUGGGACAAUUGCCAUAGAAAUGGAGAAUAAUUCUUACGUUCAUGCACUCGACACAGGACUCUUCACACUUGGAGCGCCACACCCAGAUGACGAAGGACCCGAUCCUCCAGAGCAGUUUACCGCCAUUAAACUUUCCGACACGAGGAUUGCUCUUAAAUCCGGAUAUGGGAAGUAUAUGGGGGUGAACUCGGACGGUUUGGUGGUGGGCCGCUCUGAUGCCAUCGGCGCUCGGGAACAGUGGGAGCCAGUGUUUCAGGAUGGUAAACUGGCUCUCCUGGCUUCCAACAGCAGCUUCAUCUCCUAUAGCGAGAGCGGAGACAUCGAGGCCAAGAACAAAGCAGCAGGGGAGAGCGAGAUGGUCAAGAUUCGAACCAACACGGAGAGGGAGGUAAAGCAGAAGGAUGACCUGGCAGAUGAAGACCGGGGGAAUGUCAAGUCCUGUGAGCUCAAUUACGUGAAGAAGUUUCAAAGUUUCCAGGAUCGCAGACUCCGAGUCAAUGAAGAAGAUUCCACCACGUUAAAAAAGGCCCGAGUGGACGGGAAGUUUCACGAGGCUCUGCUGGACAGGAGAAGUAAAAUGAAAGCAGACAGGUACUGCAAGUGA
This is a messenger RNA of Knipowitschia caucasica, 768 nucleotides long. The record is from the annotation of a GenBank genome assembly. Lineage: Eukaryota; Metazoa; Chordata; Actinopteri; Gobiiformes; Gobiidae.